UUACGGUCUUAUCCUCUCUCUCUCUCUCUCCUUGAAAAGCAUUGGCGAAAGGAGCAGCGAUCGGAGAACCCUAGGAGAGAGAAAAACCCUAGUCGGAGGGUGAGGCGGGAAAAAUCCUAUGGCUGCGGCGAAUGUGGCGCAUCCCGUCCGUGGCGGCGGUCGGAGGGGCGGUGGAGCACCGGAUGACGACAAGCUCGUCUUCGAGACGACGGAGGGGGUCGAGCCUAUCACGAGCUUUGAUCACAUGGGUAUCAAGGAGGAUGUGCUUCGCGGUGUCUACGAUUACGGGUUUGAGAAGCCCUCUGCGAUUCAACAGAGGGCUGUGAUGCCGAUUCUACAGGGCCGCGACGUUAUCGCUCAGGCCCAAUCAGGUACCGGGAAGACCUCCAUGAUUGCUCUCUCUGUUUGCCAAAUCGUCGACACCUCGUCCAGAGAGGUUCAGGCCUUGAUAUUAUCCCCAACAAGAGAACUGGCUUCACAAACAGAGAGGACAAUACAGGCUAUUGGGUUACAGAGCGUUGGAGAGGAUAUUAGGAAACUUGAGCAUGGAGUCCAUGUUGUGUCCGGGACUCCUGGUAGAGUCUGUGACAUGAUAAAGAGGAGGAGUCUACGUACCAGAGCUGUUAAACUAUUGAUUCUUGACGAAUCAGAUGAAAUGUUGAGCAGAGGGUUCAAAGACCAAAUUUAUGAUGUUUAUAGAUAUCUUCCACCAGAUCUUCAGGUUGUCUUGGUUUCUGCUACUCUUCCUCAUGAGAUUUUGGAGAUGACUAACAAGUUUAUGACAGAUCCUGUGAGGAUACUUGUGAAGCGUGAUGAGUUGACUCUCGAAGGAAUCAAACAAUUUUUUGUGGCUGUCGAGAAAGAAGAGUGGAAAUUUGAUACCCUGUGUGAUCUUUAUGACACGCUCACUAUUACUCAAGCUGUUAUUUUCUGCAAUACGAAACGAAAGGUGGAUUGGCUUAGUGAGAAGAUGAGGAGUAACAAUUUCACUGUAUCAUCGAUGCAUGGGGACAUGCCUCAGAAGGAGAGAGAUGAAAUCAUGAAUCAGUUUCGGUCUGGUGAAAGCCGUGUUCUAAUCACUACGGAUGUCUGGGCACGAGGAAUUGAUGUUCAACAAGUUUCUCUUGUCAUCAAUUAUGAUCUGCCCAAUAACCGUGAGCUUUACAUCCAUCGUAUUGGACGUUCGGGCCGUUUUGGUCGCAAGGGUGUUGCCAUAAACUUUGUGAAGAGCGAUGACAUCAAGAUCCUCCGGGACAUCGAGCAGUACUACAGCACACAGAUUGAUGAGAUGCCCAUGAACGUUGCUGAUCUUAUCUGACGAGAGAUUUGGAAGGGACAUGGAUGGUCAGUGUCUUGACGCUGCUUUGUUAAGAUUAUGUUUGCUUCACAUGCUGCGCUUCCGGUGUGUUUUUUUUCAUGGAUUUUUCUUUUUUGUUUUAUGGGAAAUGUUAACGUUUUGACAUAUUCAAACGUGAAAUGUUGUUUUAGGAGCUUUAAUUAACAAUGGUUAGAAGAAAAUUGGGUGUAAUUUUGCGUCUUGGUUUAAAAACUUUUGAGUGUUUUUUC
Molecule: messenger RNA, 1566 nt
Organism: Tarenaya hassleriana
Lineage: Eukaryota; Viridiplantae; Streptophyta; Magnoliopsida; Brassicales; Cleomaceae
Product: DEAD-box ATP-dependent RNA helicase 2
Exons: 7
Coding region: 119-1318 (399 amino acids)
Cellular component (GO): nucleolus; catalytic step 2 spliceosome
Molecular function (GO): mRNA binding; RNA helicase activity; ATP binding
Source: RefSeq, a predicted model, not a curated record